AUGCUUCUAUUUAAAAGAAGACAUACAACAAAAGACUACGUCUUCAAAACCUGUCUAAAUCAAAUAAAUUAUAAACAAAAAAAUGUCAUUUUGUGUAAAAUAAUUUAUAUAUUAAAUUCUAUGCACGUUGCAAUUUUUCCUAUCGCUACUUUCACUUUGUCUGCAAUGGCGAAGAGAGUUGCAGUGAUCGGGGCUGGGGCAGCCGGGCUGUGUGCCGCCCGUCACCUGAGUGCCAGCCCUGAUCUAUUUAGUGUGGUUUGUUUUGACAUGAGUUCGACAGUGGGAGGGACCUGGAAUUACACUGAUCUCACGGGAAAGGACGAGCACGAUCUCCCUGUACAGUCGUCCAUGUACAAAAAUCUCAGAACCAAUUUACCAAAAGAAGUGAUGGCCUUCCCUAACUUUCCUUUCCAAACUUCCAAGCCUUCUUACAUAGUGCACCAGGAUGUUUUAGAAUAUCUAGAGAGUUACGCAGCUCACUACAAUCUAUACAAGUACAUCAAGCUAAACACUAUGGUUACCAAUGUCCACUCCAGACCAUGUGAAGGAGAGAGGGAAUUAUGGGAUGUGUCGUACUGUCCAGUGUCUGCUCAGGACAAGAUCCUUACCCAGGAAUUUGAUGCUGUAAUGGUCUGUAAUGGUCACUAUGCUCUGCCUCUGUAUCCCACAAUUCCUGGAAUGGAGGAGUUCAAAGGUCAAGUGGUACACAGCCAUGACUACAGAAUUCCAGAAAUGUUCCGAGGAAAGAGGGUAGUGUGUCUCGGAGCAGCUGCCUCUGGACAGGACAUAGCCAUCGAUGUUUCCUCGGAAGCUAAAUUAGUGUACUUGAGCCACAACAAAGCAAGGCUUGAGACAUAUCUCCCAGAAAAUGUAAAACAGAAGCUAGGAAUCCAGGCAUUAGGACCACACUCUGUUAUAUUUUUGAAUGGAGAGGAGGCGGAGAUAGACAUCCUACUGCUUUGUACCGGAUAUCAUUAUCACUUCCCCUUCCUGUCCGAGGAUUGUCAGGUCCAGAUCUCUGAUGAGAGACUCACCCCUCUGUACAAACACUUGAUCCACAUCGAUCACCCAACAAUGGCAUUCAUUGGCAUUCCUAAGACAAUUUGUCCAUUUCCUCAGUUUGACGUACAGGUGCGAUUCUUCUUGUCGGGGCUGUCAGGGAGAUUCAGACUUCCAUCCAAGCCUGACAUGUUGUCCGACACAGAGAGGGACUUCCAAAGGAGGUUGUCUGAGGGUCUACCCCCGAGGUACGCCCAUGUCCUCGGCCCCAGGCAGUGGGAGUAUAAUGACGAGCUGGCACAGUUAGCGGACAUUGAGCUCAUCCCUAGGGUGCAUGCCAAAACCUUGGCGACUGUUGAUUUCAAAAGACAAAAGCUUCCCCCCAUACGCUCUCGAUCCUCUACCUAUUCCUGCAGUCGCCCGACCAACUCAUCCGCUGUGGAAAGGGUGAGAAAUUUCAGUUUGUCGUCCCAUGGAAUCGAGAACAAAGGGGACAGUUUCAGAGUCAUAUCUCCAAUCACUGGUUCACCUGGAAAUACAACCAAGUACCAUGAAGCCAAUCCGAAAUUUCUAAAGAAAAGACCCGCUUUUCGGAAAGAGCAGCAGUUUUACCCGACCAGCGUGACGCUGGAGGACGACAACGACGACUUCGUGAGACCCGUAUGUAACAGUAUAGGAUCUUGCAGCACGAAGGGAGGCUUCAGAAUCAAAGUCAUCGGCUACAAUUCGGUAGGGAAAUCCAUGAUGAUCAACCAGAUGACCACCUCUCAAUUUAUCGGUCUCCAAGAUAUCAAAGACAACACAAAUCUCACCAGUGUGUCGCUUUCUCUUGAUGGAGAAGAAUCCACCCUGGAGCUAGAAGAAGUCGCAAACGACAAGAUCCAUAGACACAGUGUGUUCGAUGAUGCCUUCAUCAUGAUUUACUCCAUAUCUGAUGCAGCGUCUUUUAUUUACAUCAAACGGGAGGUGUGUCGUCUGCGGGAGAAGAUAGACGUGGACCGACCGAUCAUCAUAGUGGCCAACAAGACUGACCUCAACAGAACGAGAGCGGUCACUUCCUCAGAGGGUAAAGCUGUGGCUCAUCAUUACAACUGCAAGUACGUAGAAACGUCGGUGGCAUUCCAAGUCCGAGUCGACGAACUCCUGGUGGCGUUAGUGAGACAAAUCCGGCUCACUCUUGACCCAAAGACAAUGAUUGGGAGGUCCAGCGCUGACUGGAACAGGGGGCCGAAGCACCUGCCCAGGAGGUUCAUCAAGGCGCGCACCUUGUUACAGAGACUGUUUGGUAGGAAGCCAAGAAGGUAUUUCGGUGUUUUCACCGGGUAUUUUGGUAAAUCGCGGAUGAAAAUCAUGUUCAGAAAUGCAUCAAAACACCUAGCCAGGCACAUGUUGGAAUUCUCUUCAACUACAUGUCUUAUGAGCUACAGUAGAUGCAUUCAAGUAAAGCUUUUGAACUCUAAACUAAGAGCAACCUGCUCCCCUAGGUACUUCUGCAAUGACCCUCCCAAAAAACCUCCAAAAAAAGUCAUUCAACAUGAUGAAAGGACUCGGCUUCACUUGAGUAUUGUCAAUGACCCUAAACUGACACCGCGGGUGAAGCAUUUGAUGGUCACAGCCUUGAUGGCCAAGGUCAAGUUUAUUGACGAUGAAUUAGGACAGCUUGUGUAUGCUGAUCCAUAUGGAAAAGAUGUUCUACAAUUCAUAAAGACCAGGAGACUAGUCCCCAUGCUUGGAAUACCAAUAUCGUGGGUUUUGGCCUUCCUUCUUCCUGUUAAUGUGAUUGUUCAGGUGUCCAUGGGAUUGAUUUUAUCAGUCAUCAGUAUGUUAGACUUUUACAGGGUUAUGAGAGGCAUGAGCAAGAGAAUCUUCUUUAUUUACUAUGAGCCUCAACAUGAUAUGUACACAGCUUUGACUCUGUCAGGUAUUCAAGACUUUGAUUCAAUCCAUUUCAAAGAAGAGGACUUCCAGCCUCAUGCACUUGAUGGCUUUAACAAAGUAUUGCUGCAUGGAAACAAUUACUCAGUGUUCCGGGGGAAAGAUGCAUAUUUAAAUGACGUAAUCUUUGAAACAUUGUGGAAAAUAAAACUUGAUACUGAAGAGAAAGACAAAGAAGAAAGAGUGAAAUUGAACCAAAUAUAAGUUCAUUUAAAUGAGAAAUAAAUUUUUAAAAUACUCUGAAAAGG
This is a messenger RNA of Magallana angulata, 3182 nucleotides long. RefSeq lists its product as uncharacterized. The transcript has 11 exons. Bases 1 to 3138 code for a protein of 1045 amino acids. The record is from RefSeq and is a predicted model, not a curated record. Gene Ontology annotation, molecular function: NADP binding; flavin adenine dinucleotide binding; GTP binding. Lineage: Eukaryota; Metazoa; Mollusca; Bivalvia; Ostreida; Ostreidae.